UAAUGCAUUGGGUCCAGUGCAUGGCUUAAAUGAAGAAGAGGAUGAAGUUGAUAGUAUGGGGAGCUUCUCUGUUAAGAAAUGUUAUGAUCUUCAAGUUCAAGAUGUGGAGGAAAAUUGUGACUUUCAUAAGUCUCUAUGGUUGGUUUGGUGAUGAUGAAAGGAUUUUCUUGAUUCUUGAAUAUACUGCUAAAGGUGAACUUUAUGGUUUACUUAGUAAAACUGGUCAUCUGACUGAGAGACAAGCUGCUACUUACAUUGCAAGCCUUGCAAAAGCAUUAGCUUACUGCCAUGAGAAGAAUAUCAUUCAUAGAGAUAUUAAGCCGGAGAAUUUGUUGCUUGAUCAUGAGGGACGACUGAAAGUUGCGGACUUUGGAUGGUCUGUACAGUCAAAUAAGAAGAGACAUACAAUGUGUGGGACAUUAGAUUACUUAGCACCAGAAAUGGUUGAGAACAAAGGUCAUGACUACUCGGUUGAUACCUGGACUAUGGGUAUUCUCUGUUACGAAUUCCUUUUUGGGGUUCCGCCAUUUGAAGCCGAGACACAGAACGAAACAUUUAGAAGGAUAAUGAAGCUUGAGUACAGCUUCCCUCCAACCCCUCAUGUGUCAGUGGAAGCUAAAAAUCUCGUGUGAUUGCUUUUGGUGAAGGAUCCCUCGAAGAGACUUCCACUGUCAAAGAUUUUAGUACAUCCCUGGAUAACUAAGAAUGCAGACCCAUCUGGUGCUUGCAGUGAGUAGAAGAUCUAUAGCAAAUUCUUAACAUAAUCACCAGUGGCUCAUAUAUAUUUUGUACACCAAAAUGAUGUAAUUGUAUUUGCUGAGAUAUAAGGUCUUCUUCUAAAGCUUUAGAAGUUGACACUGUCUUCUUGAAAGGUUCGUCGAAUGUAAGUUGUAUGACUUCUGCAACUGAAAUUAUCUUUGUCUAUUCACAGUAAGAU
Molecule: messenger RNA, 937 nt
Organism: Papaver somniferum (opium poppy)
Lineage: Eukaryota; Viridiplantae; Streptophyta; Magnoliopsida; Ranunculales; Papaveraceae
Product: serine/threonine-protein kinase Aurora-3-like
Exons: 5
Coding region: 30-632 (200 amino acids)
Biological process (GO): protein phosphorylation; regulation of cytokinesis; mitotic spindle organization
Cellular component (GO): chromosome passenger complex; spindle microtubule; spindle pole centrosome
Molecular function (GO): protein kinase activity; ATP binding
Source: RefSeq, a predicted model, not a curated record